Molecule: messenger RNA, 420 nt
Organism: Hydatigera taeniaeformis
Lineage: Eukaryota; Metazoa; Platyhelminthes; Cestoda; Cyclophyllidea; Taeniidae
Source: the annotation of a GenBank genome assembly
GAAUACCUCAUAUCGUUGGUCACUGCAAGCAUAGCCGGUUCUAUCGUCGCCAUCAUGACGGUGUUUGUGAUUAUAUUGAGUUGUGGUAGUUGUCGCGACUCUUCCUCCUGUUCGCGCGCCAUGUCUCGUUUUGCGUUGGCCUACAUCCUCCUCGACGUCUUGGCACUGAUUGCCAACAUUGUUUCAAUGGCUAUGUGGAUUCAAAUGAAGGAAAAGAGCGAGUAUGCACCAUCGUUCUGGGUGGGUUGGACUGCCAACGGCCUACUUCUCAUUCUCCUUGUGAUACUGAUCAUUCUAAGAAAGUGCGGAGAUGAGGAUGAGGGAUUCGGAGACCACAAGUCACAGGUGUCUGCUGAUCAACCACUGUUCCGUUCACUCUAUCAAGUGACUCCAACCACUGUUUUCCAUAACCGAUCCUAA